Messenger RNA from Betta splendens (Siamese fighting fish), 10481 nucleotides. RefSeq names its product kinesin family member 21B (gene kif21b). The transcript has 35 exons. Lineage: Eukaryota; Metazoa; Chordata; Actinopteri; Anabantiformes; Osphronemidae. Gene Ontology annotation, molecular function: microtubule motor activity; ATP binding; microtubule binding. Gene Ontology annotation, biological process: microtubule-based movement; mitotic spindle organization. The coding region runs from base 867 to 5951 and encodes 1694 amino acids. The record is from RefSeq and is a predicted model, not a curated record.
GAGUAGUACGGUUAUUUAGAGUUCAGGGGUUAUUUUUAGUUUUUUUAUUUCUUGCUACUGUAUGUGAAAGCACCCUCCACGGAGAAACAUGUGAAUAAUGUCUUUUGAGGCUCUUAUGGGAUCAUUUCAGCGCUGACACAUAUAUCAAAGAAAAGCCUUUUGGAUUUAAACGGUAACGGCAGUCACUUCCUGCAUUACAGGAAGCGUGGGAGUUUGACUUACAGCCUGUUGGGGGACCAAAUCUAGUUUACUUCUUCCGCUGUUGCAGUUUUGACCUUUGAUGCUUCCUAUAUGAGUCUCCUUAUAUAAGUAAUGUAGGUGGACCAGUUGUUGGAUCGACCCUUUGGGCACGCCCGCCAAGAAAAGUGGUAACAAAAUAAAUGUCUAAUUAUCUACAGUAAGUCUUUGUAGUGACGCUUCGUUAGUAAGAACUGAUUUAAGAGAAGGCGCUGAUAGCCUGUGUGUAAUUUCCGACAGUCCGUGAAGGCGGCGUCUCCCUCUCCAGUUUACGGUCUCGGCUCACUCAGCGUGAUCGCGUCUCUCGCAGGAGACGCUGUGCGCUUCGCUCGUACGCACUUUAAGCCAUUAGGAUGUAGCGGCCGAGACCGAGCACGGAAAGAGAACGACGCGGCUCCAGCGCUGCCAUGUGACGACCGGCGCCGGGCCAGAAAUGACCGUCACCGCGGAGGAGAAGAAGGAGCAGACAGGAGGUCCCACUGACCCGAGACGCCCAGCGCCGCCGCCACCCCGGUCGCAGCCGCAGCCGCAGCCGCAGCCGCAGCCGCAGCGCACGGUUAGGACGCACUGAGACGCACCCGACGUCGCUGACAGUCUCCACAUCGCGCCGCCGAACCUUGGACGCGAUCAUGGCGAGUCAGGGCGACUGCUGCGUGAAGGUUGCGCUGAGGAUCCGUCCUCAGAUGGCCAAGGAGAAGAUCGAGGGCUGUCACGUGUGCACGCUGGUCACGCCUGGAGAGCCGCAAGUCCUUCUGGGCAAAGACAAGGCCUUCACCUACGACUUUGUGUUCGACAUCGACUCCGAGCAGCAGCACAUCUACCAGACCUGCGUCUACAAGCUCAUCGACGGCUGCUUCGAGGGCUACAACGCCACUGUUUUCGCUUAUGGCCAGACGGGUUCGGGGAAGACGUACACCAUGGGGACGGGCUUCGACGUGACUCUGAGCCAGCAGGAGCAGGGCAUCAUCCCGCGGGCCGUUCAUCAGCUGUUUGAGGGAAUCAAGAGCAGGAGGGUGCGCGCCCAGGAGACCGGCAGCCAGCCGCCCGAGUUUAAAGUCAGCGCCCAGUUCCUAGAGCUCUACAACGAAGAGAUCUUGGACUUGUUCGAUGGAGCUAGAGAUCCAGAAAGUCGCAGCAGGAAGUCGAACAUUAAGAUCCACGAGGACUCCAGUGGCAGCAUCUAUACGACUGGGGUCACAUCCAGACUGGUGCACUCGGAGGAGGAGCUGCUGCAGUGUCUGAAGCUUGGCGCGCUGUCGCGCACCACAGCCAGCACCCAGAUGAACGCCCAGAGCUCCCGCUCCCACGCCAUCUUCACCAUCCACCUGUGUCAGAUGAGAGUCUGCCAGCAGCCGCAACUGCAGAACGGAGAAGGGGAGAGUGGUGAGGUGAACAGCGUGGAGUCCACCCCCAUCACCCAGCCAGAGUACGAGACGCUGAUGGCCAAGUUUCACUUUGUGGACCUGGCCGGAUCUGAGCGGCUCAAACGCACGGGAGCCACAGGAGAGAGAGCCCGCGAGGGGAUCUCUAUUAACUGUGGACUGCUGGCGCUGGGAAACGUGAUCAGCGCUUUAGGAGACCAGACCAAGAAGGGAGGACACGUCCCCUACAGAGACUCCAAGCUCACCCGUCUGCUGCAGGACUCGCUUGGAGGAAACAGUCGCACAGUGAUGAUUGCCUGCGUCAGCCCAUCCGACCGGGACUUCAUGGAGACCCUGAACACGCUGAAGUACGCCAACCGCGCCCGAAACAUCAAGAACAAGGUGGUGGUGAACCAAGACAAGACCAGCCAGCAGAUCAGCGCCCUGCGCGCCGAGAUAGCCCGGCUCCAGAUGGAGCUGAUGGAGUACAAGGCGGGGAAGCGGGUGGCGUGCGAGGACGGGUCCGAGGGCUACAGCGACCUGUAUCAGGAGAACGCCAUGCUGCAGCGGGAGAGCGACACGCUGCGUCUCAGGGUCAAGGCCAUGCAGGAGACCAUCGACCACCUCAACACCCGCGUGACCCAUCUGCUGGCCAACGAGGUCAGCACUCUGCUGACCAAGUCAACGGAGGGAAAUGAGGAGAUCGGGGCGCUAAUCCAGAACUACAUCCGAGAGGUUGAAGAGCUGAGGUCCAAGCUUCUUGAGAGCGAAGCCAUGAAUGAGUCGCUGCGUCGGCAGGUGACCAGGCUCUCCUCUCGUUCCCCGUUCCCCUCCACCAGCCUCAGCCCCGCUCCGGGCCACCCUCCCGGAUCGUCGCCCGCGCCCCUGUCCAUGGAGGCCGAGAUGACCGACGUCUUACGUCGAGCCAAGCUGGACAUAGAGAGGCUGAAGAAGAAGGAGAGGAGGCAGAGGAGGAUGAGUCCAGAGCUGGAGAAAGGUCUGAAGAAACGAGUGAAGCUGCAUACUCACGAGAACGGGGACAACGGGCAAAACGGCCAGAACGGAGAGAUCGACUCAGACGACAAUUACACGGAGGACAUCAUGUCUCCGCUGCAGGAGGAGAGUGGUUGUGAGGAAGAUGAGGGGGAGGAUGAGGAGGAGGGCAGGGAGGAGAACGGGUUUGACAGUGAUGAGAGCCUGGUGGACUCGGACUCUGACUCGGAUGAGAAAGCCAACUUCCAGGCGGACCUGGCAGAUCUCACCUGUGAGAUUGAGAUCAAACAGAAGUUAAUAGAUGAGCUGGAGAACAGCCAGCGGAGGCUGAUGAUGCUGAAGCUGCAGUACGAGGAGAAGCUCAUCCUGCUGCAGAACAAGAUCAGGGACACGCAGCUGGAGAGGGACCGCGUGCUGCAGAACCUCAUGUCCAUGGAGAACUACACAGAGGAAAAGGCCAACCGGAUCAAGCAGGAGUACGAGAAGCGCCUCAAGGAAAUGAACCGCGACCUGCUGAAGCUGCAGGCGGCGCAGAAGGAGCACGCGCGCCUCCUCAAAAACCAGGGCAGGUACGAGCGGGAGCUGAAGAAACUCCAGGGCGAGGUCAACGAGAUGAAGAAAGCGAAGGUGGCGCUUAUGAAGCAGAUGAAGGAGGAGCAGCAGCGGAGGAGAAUGGUGGAGGCCAAGAGGAACCGCGAGAUCGCCCAGCUCAAGAAGGAGCAGCGACGGCAGGAGUACCAGAUCCGAGCGCUGGAGUCCCAGAAGCGGCAGCAGGAGCUGGUGCUGCGCAGGAAGACCCAGGAGGUCACCGCCCUCCGGCGCCUGACCAAGCCCAUGUCGGACCGCGUGGCUGGACGCGUGGCCCGCUGGAACCAGGCUCCUCCGCUCACGGACUCCGGGGCCGAGCUGUCGGCGAGCACCGCGGCGAGCGGCUCCGAGCCGGAGACCGGGACCGGGAGGAGCGUGAGCGGGUUGGUGAGGCAGUGGAACAACAAGAACAGCGUGUUCGGAUACCUGGCGGAGAGCGACGCGAGCAUGGACGGGACCAGAGUCAUCGGCAGCAGGAAGAAGCUGCAGCAUAAACCCGCGGGCCUGGGCAGCGCCGCGGGGGCAGCACGAGCCAGCAGCGCCUCCAAGUCGGCCCGACAGAAAUGGCAGAAGCUGGAGCAUCGCAUCAUGGACAUAGUCAUGCAGAGGAUGACCAUAUCUAACGUGGAAGCUGAUAUGGAUCGUCUGAUCAAGAAGCGGGAGGAGCUGACGGGCCAACAGGAAGCGCUCUCGCACAAGAGAGAGGUCCUGAUGGCCGACGGAGAGGGGCCCGAGGCCGAGGACCGCCUCCUUCAAGAAAUUAACGAGGAGGUCGACGUUCUGAACGCCAACAUAGACUACAUCAACGACAGCCUGUUUGACUGCCAGGCCACCAUCGUACAGAUAGAGGAGACCAAGGAUGAGCUGGACUCAGUGGACACCUCAGUGGUGAUUAGCUCCUGCUCACUGGCUGAAGCGCGCCACCUGCUGGACCAUUUCCUCAAGGCUUCCAUAGACAAAAGCUUGCAGGUGGCUCAGAAGGAGGCUCAGAUCAGACUGCUGGAGGGCCAGCUGAGACAGACGGACGUCAUCGGCUCGUCCCACAAUCACAUGAUUCUGGAUGCCCUGCGGGAAAAGGCCGAGUGCAUCCCUGAACUCCAGGCUCUCAUCCACAACGUGCAGCAGGAGAAUGGCUAUGCCAGCACAGACGAGGAGCCGUCUGAAUUCAGCCAAGCCUCCGACACCAGUGUUUCUCAAAUGAAAGAGUCCAACAGCCAGGAUGACUUCAAAAUAAAGAUGGAGCCUCGUCUGUCGGCUCAGAUGAAGGCGGUGUCUGCAGAGUAUCUGGGUCCAGUCCUGGAUCCCUCAUCAGGCAGCAAGCAGCAGCACAUUACAAAGUCCCUGGCCUCGUUGACGGACAUCCAGGAGGACGGCCUGAGCCUGGUGACGGGGAGCCUGAGCCUCAGCCUGGCCUUACGAGAACCCUACCACAGGGACAGAGCGUCCCGCACCAUUAGCCUGCCCGUCAGGGGUCACACCUUUCCCAGGCAGUCUCGGGGUUAUGAAACCUCCCCUAUAACGAGGAGGAAGUCCUACGACCGUGCAUACAGGCCCACUGAUGGCUACACUCCCCCCUCCUCUCCUCCUCUGAGGACCAGGAAUGACCGCAACGUCUUCUCAAGGCUCACCAGCAACCAAGCUCAAGGUUCUGCUCUGGACAAGUCGGAUGACAGCGACUCCUCGCUCUCCGAGGUGCUCAGGGGUGUGAUCAACCCCAUCGGGGGUGUGAAGGGGGGCCGGACGGCUCCCUUGCAGUGUGUCUCUGUGGCCGAGGGCCAUUCGAAGCCGGUCUUGUGUGUGGACGCUACAGAUGAGCUGCUGUUCACUGGCUCCAAAGAUCGCACCUGUAAGAUGUGGAACCUGGUGACGGGCCAGGAGAUCGUCACCCUCAAAGGGCACCCCAACAACGUGGUGUCGGUCAAGUACAGUCCGUCCUCGUGCCUGGUCUUCUCCGUCUCCACCUCCUACAUCAAGGUGUGGGACAUCCGCGACUCCGCCAAGUGUGUCCGCACGCUCACCUCGUCGGGCCAGGUGGUUUCGGGCGACGCGUGCGCCGGCGCCACCACCCGCACCAUAACCUUCGCGCAGGGCGAGUGCCAGAUAAACCAGAUCGCCCUCAACCUGUCGGGCUCGGUGCUGUACGCCGCCGCUGGGAACACCGUGCGCAUGUGGGACCUCAACAGGAUGCAAGCGAUGGGGAGGCUGACGGGCCACAUCGGCCCCGUCAUGUGCCUGACGGUGGGACAGUCGCUGCUCGGCAAAGACCAGGUGAUCACCGGCUCCAAAGACCAUUACGUCAAGGUGUUCGACGUCGCCGAGGGAACGCUGGGCAACAUAGGCCCCGCUCAUAACUUCGAGCCGCCGCACUACGACGGCAUCGAGUGCUUGGCUGUGCAGGGAGACGUGCUGUUCAGCGGCUCGAGGGACAACGGCAUCAAGAAAUGGGACCUGGAGCAGCAGGAGCUCACACAGCAAAUCCCCAACGCCCACAAGGACUGGGUGUGUGCCCUGGCCUACGUCCCAGGCCGCCCCAUGCUGCUGAGCGGCUGCAGAGGCGGGAUGCUCAAGGUGUGGAACGUGGACAACUUCACGCCAAUAGGAGAGGUCAGAGGUCACGACAGCCCCAUUAACGCCAUAUGCACCAACUCCAGACAGAUCUUCACCGCAUCCAGCGACUGCAGGGUGAAGCUGUGGAGCUAUGUCCCCGGCUUGACUCCGUGUCUUCCUCGACGGGUCCUGGCCAUCAAAGGCCGAGCCACCAGCCUCCCGUGAAUGCCUCUUCUCUGCUCAACCCUCCCCUCCUCUGCGACAAGACGGUGAAGAUCUGGCUGUCGAAGGUGUGGAGGAAGAGGUGACACCCGACGCGGCUGUGAUUCCUCCGUCGGCCAUCUUGCCGCGGCUUCGGCCGCUGAUCUGUGACCUGCGCCGUCCUCGCGAUGAGAUGCGACACUGAAAUCACAGUUCCCAAGGCGAUCAAGGUGUUUUUGUUUUUUAUUUUUGUCGACAGAGACGCAGUGGAAUAUAUUCAAGAGGAGAAAAAAAAACAGUUUGCCUUUCAGAUCUUUUUACUGCCAACUGGAAAGUGCCAUUCAGGUGUGAUCCGCGCCGUGGAAGCACGAGGCAGAACUAUUCUCCCCCGACACGACAACAUAGAAGGAGGAGGAGUGUCCUCCUGUGCUUUCACCAAGGUUUAGAUUCCUUGUGGAAAAGUGAGAAGACACAACAGAGCAAUGCUCUUUUUUCAAAAUGGUGCUCAUCACCGUGUUCAUCGUGGUGAAUCAUCGUUCAGGAGCUCACACGAUGCACUUCUCCUUAGUCCAGUUCCUCUCACUUCCCCACAGUGUUUAAUUAUUUUAUUUUUUUUUGUAAUGAAUUUCAUUAAUUUAUUAUUUCUCCCUACCUCAGUGGUUUCUGGACUUUGGCGUGAGGUGGGAGGGAUGUUUUUUACGGGUCUCCACGCACAAACACGCGGUGCUUGACAUUUUCGCGGUCUCCAUUCAGCAGCUCGGCUCUCUCUCCGUCCCCUCUGCGGCCGCUGACCCUGCAAAUAGCCACGCGACCGUCCCAGUAGCACCAGCGGAGGCCCCCCGAGGACCCGAACGCACCGUCUCACCCACUCCGUAAUGCAGAGAUAGACACGGUUCGUACCCAAAGUGGGAGUCAGACGCUCCAAUGAAAGAAAAGUGCCAAAUGAUCCCACUGUACAAGACGCGGCCCCGGACGUCCAUUUAUUUACCUGCCACACAUGCUAAUAGGAGCCUGGCCAGCUUCCCCCUGCCGCCACGAGUGCCACUUUGAUGCUUAAGGCACCCGAUACUGUCAGACCGACCGGCCUCGCGGAGGACCUCGCCUCCUUCACAGCUACUCUACAGGAAGCCAUUCUAAUUAGAGCCUCUCGUAGCUUCACUGGCGGCUUCUCAGGCGAGAUUACUUGGGUGGAAGUAGGUCACGACGGAGACAGUUUUCUUAAUAAAAUCCACUUCUCUUCCACCCACGAUUUGCUGCUACGUUUAAAAGACGGGGAGAAACUUCUGUACACGUGCACUGAUGUUCAAAUCUGUUUAUGUGGCAGAUUACGUGUGGGCACCGCACGCAGCAUAUGCACAGGCCGUGGACACAAACAAGAUUUCCGCGGAUGUUUCGGUUAUUCAUCUCGCCUGAUGGGUCCUGGCAUCGCUCACUGUGUUGAUGUAGUGUCUCUUUAAUGAAAUAAAUGCGGCACUGCGGCGCUGUGCUGGCAUGCACUCCCCUACAGGCAACAGUUCAGUGAUCUGGUUGUUGUCUGAUGCUUCAACAUUCACACGAUAACAAGCGUCCGCGUCGGUUUCUCUUUAGGAACGUGGGAUUUUUUUUGAAAAGCUCAGACGCUUUACAGCUUUAAAAGUCUAAAUUCAUGUCUGUCCGUGUUACGGGUUCACAGUUACGUUUCGUUCAGUUUAAAGAGAACGCUCCCUCUGCUGGAAAAAAACGUCAAGUGUUUUGUAUUUUAGUGCACUUUAAAAAACAACCCAUAAACGCAUGUAGUCGAAUUGAAUGGAAGCUCGGCAGUUAAAGGUGCUGACGUUUGUGAUGUGCGACAUAUUAUGGGCCGAUUCUCCACACGCUGCUGAUAUUCAUCGAGUGUCACCCUCUGAAAGUUCGGUUUUAUCAGGAGCUCAUGAGCGCGAAGGCCCAAAACGGGGAUAACGAGUUGAAGUCCUUGUCAAUAGUUUCAAUAGUUAGGCUACGAUUAGAAACUCAGGUACAGAUUGAAGGACGAGUCGAGUCGUGACUUGACGCCGUGAUUCGAGGUAGCUCUUUAAAUCAACCAAAUGCCUUGUUUGUUUGAGACAUUUUUGUUACUAUGAGAUAAAAAGGUACCGUAUCUCAGUGUAUCGCCCUUUUUUCUAAAGUCCUUACUUUUAUGUUUUAUAUUCAAUUGUGUUUAUUUUUUUAUGUGCUGUGCUUUUCUCUACAAAAUGUACACCACCUAAAUGACGAUCUUCCCAUUGUGGCCAAAGCUAAAAGUCCUUUUAACUCUUCGAGGGUGUCCACGAAUUUAUCACUAUACUUCUUUAAACUAAAUAAGGUGUUUCAGCAAUAGUUUUAGUAUGAGCGGUACAAGAGCUGGUCAGCGGGGCAGUGGACAGUUGAGUCUGGGUUAUUUUGCCCGGUUGCCAGCCGGGCCCUGCUCCCCAGCUUCACGGUGUGUUUAAUGUCAUAAUAAUGCUAACACGAGCUUUACAGCUUCCUGCUAGAGACGAUGUUGUAGUACUGUAGCUUUAGGCGUCCUCCGAGGCGCCCGCGCUUGUAAAUUUGCUUAAAGACAACGCAGUGUUCGUGGUGCUGGUGACCGGACGUCGGAACGAGGGGUCCGAGUGUUCUCAAUCUGACGGGACUCGUCCCCGUUAAGUGAUGGAGGAUGAACUCUCUCUGCUGGAAGACUUGUUACAGCCAGAGAGAAGCUCUAAUUGCUCGUUCCUGAUGUCGGCACCGCUCCAGUACUUGAUCGAGUGUAAAUAAGUGUGUCACGAGUUUUUUUUUUUCGUUUCUUUUUUUAAUGUAAUAUCACACCAGAGAUUGGGUGGAGGUGAGCUGACUUCGUCAGCCGGCCUCAGCGGGAUCUCUGCCGGUUUGGGUUUACAUGCACUUUGAAAAUCAAACGCUGCUGUGAAAAACACAAGCUGUCCUCCAUGUAUUCAUGAAGCCUGGUCUCUGACUUAUGAGACCGGGCUCCAGCCACAGACGUGAAACUAAAAAAAAGAAUGAAUUUUGUAGCACGACAGUAGGUUUAGCAAUCAGUGAUAGUAGUUCUGAUACUGUAAGAUACUUUAACCGUCAAGACAAGGAGACCUGUCGCCACUAUGUCCCUGGCUUUAAGUCCUGUUAAUAUUAAGACGUGUUACUGGAGAAUGAAGAUUGUCACAUGUAAACUGUAGCUGCUCAGGAGAGUACGAACCCAUUAUUACUUCUUUUCAGGCAUUCUUAAUAUCACAGCCCACAAACAUCAUAUUACUCUCAAAGAUACUAGAGGCGCAUGAUGUCAGGGGCAACAUGAUUUGUCCUGCAGCAGUGAAACCCCAACGAGCCUGAUUGAUGAACGGUCCUAUUAAAUGUCAAUACACUUGUAAUACAUGUAGAGCAAACUGAUUGGUGGUCUAUAUUAAUUUCUAACAUUCAUUAGUAUAAAAUGCAGUCCGUAGUUCCGCUUAUCCUCUAGUUUGUUUGAUCGAAGCAAAGUGACCCUGAAACACCUGAGCUGCUGCUCACGUGUGCGUGCGUGAAUGGUCUGAUGAACCACCUGGUGCCUGUGAAGCCGCGCUGCUCGUGGCUUCACCCACAGAUCUCACCACACAGCCAACUGACCGCUGGCAGAUCCCGGCUGGCCUUAGUUACUGUUGCUAUGCCCGUCGGCGUUUCCACGCUUCACAUGUAAUUUACAGUGUGCCAGGUGACGGCUUGUUUCAUCCCAAGCAACCGAACAAGCGCAGCACAGACCAUCGUACAGCUGUUAAACGCACAAGUCAGGUUUUCUUUUUGCAGGAUCCUAUAAAUUUUACAACUAUCACAGAGAGCAAACAAGACCGAGCCCCGUUUCAAUAUUGUAAAUGACCUGCUCUGAUCCCAAUGCACUGCAAUAGGUUUAGCUGCCUGCAACCCUAACUUUAAACACACGGCGUCCCCAUCGUGGUAACAGGCCAGCACACACUCGCGCCAUCCAGGGCUCCACAGUCAGAGAGAGUCUAAAAGCGCGGUUCCGGCGCAGGCCGUGGACCGGACCGGGUCGAGCUGCCAGUCAAAGCCACCGUUGCUGUGCUCGGGCCUCCGUGAGCGCCUCAGCUCCAGCCUCGUGCCUCAGCCGACGGGCCUUAAAGGAACAGAGCGCGCGUGCAGGAGGCGGCCAUCGUUCCCCUGCAGGUUCUCCCGCGGCGCGUGGGUUCCUGACACCUCUCUGCUUCUGUCGUCGUUGCGGCUGAAGCCACUUCGCCCUCGGGCUGUCGAGGGGACGGGCUUCGCUUUUAGAGUCACCGGCCUACGCCAACGGGUGUGUGUGUGUGUGUUGUUGUGUGGCGACGCAAUGCGGCGACGUUUAUCACAUACAGUAUGUACCCAUGGGACAAAUAUGCAGGGUCAAAGGUCAUUUGUGCCUUUUAUUGCACAGGCUACUCCCUCUUACGAGUGUAAAUGUGUGUACAGGUGUUUUUUUUAUGACUAUGUGCAUGUAUUCCAGCUGUAAAAUAUGUUUUGACUGUAAAUAAUGUAAAUACAUAUUUAAUGGAGGAUCCGACAAUCCCUCAAAAAAUAAACCAGUUGAAAACAACA